This is a messenger RNA of Mesoplodon densirostris (Blainville's beaked whale), 1556 nucleotides long. It is a transcript of the gene ZSWIM7, whose product is annotated as zinc finger SWIM-type containing 7. Gene Ontology annotation, cellular component: Shu complex. Gene Ontology annotation, biological process: double-strand break repair via homologous recombination. Bases 14 to 454 code for a protein of 146 amino acids. The record is from RefSeq and is a predicted model, not a curated record. The transcript has 5 exons. Lineage: Eukaryota; Metazoa; Chordata; Mammalia; Artiodactyla; Ziphiidae. Gene Ontology annotation, molecular function: zinc ion binding.
CGCGGGAUCGGUCAUGGCGGUGGCGGCGGGGACCCUCACGCUGCCGGCAGUGGUGGAGGAGCUGCUGAGCGAGAUGGCGGCGGCGGCGCGGGACGGUUCGCCGAUUCCUGAUGAGCAUCUAUUAUCGCUGAAGUUUGUCUUUGGCUCAUCAGCCGUCCAGGCCUUGGACCUCGUUGAUCGCCAGUCCGUCACCUUAAUCUCAUCACCCAGUGGGAGGCGUGUUUACCAGGUACUUGGAAGUUCCGGUAGAACAUACGUGUGUUUGGCCUCUUGUCAUUACUGCUCGUGUCCGGCAUUUGCCUUCUCAGUGCUGCGGAAGGGUGACAGCCUCCUGUGCAAGCACCUCUUGGCAGUUUAUCUUAGUCAGGUUAUGAGGACCUGUCAGCAGCUGAGCGUCUCUGACAAGCAACUGACUGAUGUACUAUUGAUGGAAAAGACACAAGAAGCAUCAUAAAUGGCGCAGAUGGAGCAUCACUGUCUUUCAACAUAGGAGUCCUGUCCAGAGACACAUGUAGCUUGUCACGCGUGAUUCACGCGGCGGAGACGUGAACCAGACUUCUUGUCGCUGUCCUCUCCCCGCUGGGCUGCAGGAGACAUUGUGGGUUGGGCCCAGGAUGUGUGUAUGGUUUGAAACCCUCGUGCAAAGUCUGAACCAGCCUCCAAGCCCCUUGGGUAGAAAAUUUCCAGAUGGAAUCAAGCAUUUUAGACUCCAAAGCCUAACAUCAUGUCAUGAUCAUAAUUAGUCAGAUUCUUAAGUGACUAGAGUACUAGUCAUUUUUAAGAGGUUGGAACGGUAGGUGAAACAGCAAGCUGAAGUUUAGAUAAAUAAGCAUCAGUCCUUUUUCUUGGGUCCAGAAAAUUUUUCUGCAGUAAAAGAUGAGAGCGGAGAUGUGGCUAAAUGGCAGCAAAGAUAAAAAGACAUCAGGGUUCUGGUUUCAGUGAGCUGCAGAAUCUGUGGUGUUGAGGCCAAAACAGCUGAUUCAAUAGGCUGUAUUGUGAGAAAGGUAGUACCUAGGACAAGGAAGUGCCGGUUUGCUCUGCCUGCACUUCUGAGCUUUGUAACAAGCCAGAUGAAGGAAGCUGAAGACGCUGCUGGGGAUUUCCAGUCUGAGGAAGAAAAGGCUGAGAGAUCCCAAGAGGAUGCUGGGAGGGAGAUCAGCGGGACUCGUCUGGACCCUAAGAGAGAGCAAAGGAGCGAUGACGGAUGGAAAGGAACACGAGACGGAUUUCGGCACAGGAUGGAACUUUUCACGGGGAAGGCUGUCCACAGCUGGAACGGGGUCCUAGAAGGACAGGCUUUCCUUGUCUCUCUAGGGGUUCGUGAGCCUGCAGCAUGCUCGCAGGGUUACUGCGGAAGGAAUUGAGUCGGCGGCCAGACAGGUGAAAUAGAUGGCUUUGCAGCCUCGGACACCAUCCAGCCCUGUGCCCCGAAAUAUGAGGCGCUAAUGAAUGACUGUGGGAAAGGCCGCAGGUGGCACAGGGCUCUGGGGUGGCAGAGCCUUCUCUCAGGUCGAGGUGUGGCGAAUAAAACCUAUCAAGACUGUGCUACUUGGCAA